This is a messenger RNA of Telopea speciosissima, 1406 nucleotides long. RefSeq names its product KH domain-containing protein At5g56140-like. NCBI's taxonomy places the organism in Eukaryota, Viridiplantae, Streptophyta, Magnoliopsida, Proteales, Proteaceae. The record is from RefSeq and is a predicted model, not a curated record. Gene Ontology annotation, cellular component: nucleus. The transcript is spliced from 7 exons. Gene Ontology annotation, molecular function: mRNA binding. The coding region runs from base 157 to 1041 and encodes 294 amino acids. Gene Ontology annotation, biological process: regulation of mRNA splicing, via spliceosome.
UCCUUUAUGUCAAUGUAUCCAUGCAUUUAUAAGUAGGAGCUCACGCUCCCAUAUCUCCACCCACCGACUCCAAGAGAGCGAGGUUCUCGCCCGGAUCCCUUGCCAUUUCGCCGGGAUCUGGCCGAGAUCUGACGCUAAUCUCGUCAGUUUGGAAAAAUGUCAUCUGGUGGCAGGUAUAUGGCUUACUCACCUUCACCUUCAACCGCCCCUCACUCUCCUCACAUCUCUGGCAUUCGCUCGGCUACCAACGCUCUCGUUGAGCAACAAGAGAAGUAUCUCUCUGAGUUACUGGCAGAGCGUCACAAGAUCAGUCCCUUUAUGCCAGUGCUCCCUUACUGCUACCGGUUGUUGAAUCAGGAAAUAUUGCGUGUAACCACUCUGUUGGGGAAUGCAUCACUUUUAGAUCAAAAUGGGCUUGAACAUGCUAGCCCACUGACAUCAUCUGGAGGAAUAUUUUCAAAUGGAGGAGGAGCUGAUAUGAAUGGAUGGGCCUCAGCAAUUAAAUCAGAAAGGUUAGGCUUCUUACAGUCCUCAUCAGCACAGAGUUGGCUUGGAUCACAGGGUAGCUCUUCAGGUCUUAUUGUCAAGAAAACGAUCCGAGUGGACAUUCCUGUAGACAAAUACCCUACUUACAACUUUGUUGGCCGCCUCCUUGGUCCUAGAGGAAACUCUCUUAAACGUGUGGAGGCAAGUACUGAUUGUCGUGUCCUGAUCAGAGGGUGUGGCAGCAUCAAGGAUCCAACCCGGGAAGAAAUGAUGAGAGGAAAACCAGGAUAUGAGCAUUUGUGUGAACCUCUCCAUAUACUUGUGGAGGCGGAGUUGCCUGUGGAAAUUAUUGAUGCCCGCCUAAUGCAAGCUUGUGAGAUACUUGAAGAUUUGCUCAAGCCUGUGGAUGAAUCUCAGGAUUUCUUUAAAAAACAGCAGCUCCGAGAACUAGCGAUUCUUAAUGGUACACUCCGUGAGGAAGGAUCACAUUUGUCUGGUUCAGUUUCCCCCUUUCACAACAGCCUUGGAAUGAAGAGGGCCAAGACAAGGGGAUAACUUGAAACUAUCUCCUUUAGGCUGGUACAGCUUAUUCAUACACAAUAGGUGUCAAUGUGUUGGCAUCCACCCUCAAUCUUAUCCAGGGCACUGGUACCGAUGCUUGUCGGUUUUAACUUGUUUCCAUAUGAUGUGUGUUUUAUCUCCUAUCUGGGUUGGGGUUUUGAUGAUGGUACUGAGUAGGUAGGGGGCAUUUUUGGUUGAGAUUUAGCUCUAUAUGUUGAUUUUUGUAGGUUUGGUUAGAAUCUCGCUGGGUGUUUACUCCAUAUUGUUGCUAUUUAUUACAAGCUUGCAGUGAUGACAGUUUUGCUUCAGUGGUGGGGUUUGGUUAUAAAGAAAGAAAAACGUUUGGUUUGUAUACAAAA